AUGGCCGAUUACCCAAAUAUUCAUGACCCCAUUUUUCUCAAAACCAACCCUACCGAAUGCUCCGGCAAUGGUCACUGUGAAUGUGGAAAAUGCGUCUGCGAUGAAGGCUUUAAUGGAGCCACUUGUGGCAUAGCUGACGAGGUUGUGACCGCUGCCCCUACAGAGGAAACAGCUCCUGAAGAGGAGGCGAUGGAGCCCACUGAAAUUGAUGAGAAGGAGGACGAGAUGGUUGACGCUGACGAUAAAAUUGAACCUGAGCCAGCUGAUACGGUUCCAGAAGCAACCGAAAGUGACUAUUCAGCGCCUGAACCUGGCAUUCCAGAAGAAGCAAAAUCCUCUUCUGCUGUUUUCCUAUCAUUUAUCUUUGUUACCAUUGCAUCUAUGCUCAUCUAG
Cooperia oncophora is the source of this 393-nucleotide messenger RNA. Lineage: Eukaryota; Metazoa; Nematoda; Chromadorea; Rhabditida; Trichostrongylidae. The record is from the annotation of a GenBank genome assembly.